Brenthis ino (lesser marbled fritillary) is the source of this 1857-nucleotide messenger RNA. Lineage: Eukaryota; Metazoa; Arthropoda; Insecta; Lepidoptera; Nymphalidae. The record is from the annotation of a GenBank genome assembly.
AUGGAAUUGUUGCAGGGUGGUGACGGCACGAUGUCCGGCGUGGGUGUAGGCCUGGCUAGUGUUGGCGGUGUGAGCGUGGGCGUGGGAGUGGGUGGAGUGGGCGUGGGCGGCUCGGUGUGCGCUACUAGCGGCGCGGCGGCGGCGGCGGCGGCGGCGCGGCUCUCGGCCCGCGCGUGCGCGAGCCUCGCGUCGUCCCUCUCUCGUGCUAGGGCGAGCGCGCGGCGGCGGCGCGGCGCCCGCCUGCGGCCGGCAUCGGUCUCACAAUGCGCCUUCCUCGCCGCGCCCGUCUACGACCUACAGCAAGUGGGCGACGUGUUCACGGGGCCGGGUGGCAAGUGCUCCACGCUGCCCGCCAUCCUGGGCGGCACGCUGCCGCGGCUGUCGUCGGAGCAGGCGGAGGCGGUGGCGCGCGCCAAGAAGUACGCCAUGGAGCAGAGCAUCAAGAUGGUGCUGAUGAAGCAGACGCUGGCGCACCAGCAGCAGCAGAUGGCCACGCAGCGCACGCAGGUGCAGCGCCAGCAGGCGCUCGCGCUCAUGUGCAGGGUGUACGUGGGCUCGAUCUCAUUCGAGCUGAAGGAGGACACGAUCCGCCAGGCCUUCCUGCCGUUCGGGCCCAUCAAGUCCAUCAACAUGUCGUGGGACCCGGUCACGCAGAAGCACAAGGGUUUCGCCUUCGUGGAGUACGAGAUCCCCGAGGCGGCGCAGCUCAGCCUCGAGCAGAUGAACGGCGUCAUGCUCGGCGGCAGAAACAUCAAGGUGGUGGGGCGUCCUUCCAACAUGCCGCAGGCGCAGGCCGUCAUCGACGAGAUACAGGAGGAGGCCAAGCAGUAUAACCGCAUCUACGUGGCCUCCAUACACCCCGAGCUCACCGAGGACGACAUUAAAAACGUGUUCGAGGCGUUCGGCCCCAUCACGUACUGCAAGCUGGCGUACGGCGCGUCGGCGCACAAGCACAAGGGCUACGGGUUCAUCGAGUACGCCACGCUGCCGGCCGCGCUCGAGGCCAUCGCGUCCAUGAACCUGUUCGACCUCGGCGGCCAGUACCUGCGCGUGGGCCGCGCCAUCACGCCGCCCAACGCGCUGGCGGGCCCGCCGCAGGCCUCCGCCAUGCCCACCGCCGCCGCCGUCGCCGCCGCCGCCGCCACCGCCAAGAUACAGGCCAUGGACGCCGUCGCCACCAACGCCGUGGCGCUCGGCCUUACCAAGCUCACCGCGCUCGGCGUGCCGCCCGCGGCCGCGCUGCCCACGCUCGCCGCCGUGCUGCCCGCCAUGCCGGCGCUGCCCGCGCUCCCCGCGCUCCCCGCCGCCCCGGCGUUGCCCGCCGCGCUCCCCGCGCUCCCCGCCGCCAUCCCGCCGCCCGGCGUGGUGAUCCCGCCGCCGCCGGCCGCGGCGCCCGCGCCGGGCGUGCCGGCGGAGGAGGGCGGCGGCCAGCAGGCGGCGCUGCAGCGCAAGCUGCUGGACAGCUCGCCGGACACGCUGCAGCAGCAGGAGUCGCUGUCCAUCUCGGGGCAGUCGGCGCGCCACCUGGUGAUGCAGCGGCUGAUGCGGCGGCGCGCGUCGCGCACGCUGCUGCUGCGCAACAUGGUGGCGGCGCACGAGGUGGACGAGGCGCUGCACCACGAGAUCCAGGAGGAGUGCUCCAAGUGGGGCCGCGUGGAGCGCCUCGUGAUCUACAACGAGCGGCAGAGCGAGGAGGACGACCCGGCGCUGGCCAGCGUGAAGGUGUUCGUGCAGUUCGCGACGGCGGAGCAGGCGGGCGCGGCGGCGGCGGCGCUGCACGGCCGCUACUUCGGCGGCCGCACCGUGCGCGCCGCGCUCUACGACCAGGACCUGUUCGACCACGGGGACCUCUCCGCG